This is a messenger RNA of Mercenaria mercenaria, 6926 nucleotides long. Its product is annotated as sushi, von Willebrand factor type A, EGF and pentraxin domain-containing protein 1-like. Gene Ontology annotation, molecular function: calcium ion binding. Bases 59 to 4102 code for a protein of 1347 amino acids. The record is from RefSeq and is a predicted model, not a curated record. The transcript is spliced from 24 exons. Lineage: Eukaryota; Metazoa; Mollusca; Bivalvia; Venerida; Veneridae.
UAAAACUUCCUCAAUUAAUAUGAAAAACAAAAUAUUAUAGCUUAAUCACGCAGAUGCCAUGGAUGUAUCAACUGCUUAUUUUAUCCUUUUUAUCUUUAUAAAUAUAGACACUUUAAAUGGACAACAUGCGGUUGUAUCACAGGUUACCCUGAACUACAAAUCAAGUGACAUUUGCGACAUUAGGAAAUUUGAAAGUAAGACUGAUUUGAUAGUGCAAAGCUGUGACACUGGUAACGACGGCUCUCAAGUGUGUUUCGUUAGCGAUGGAGAACGUACUUAUGAAUACAAAUGCGUCGAAGAAUCAUGGAAAUUAUCCACUGGAACAGAUCACCAUGGGAGGCAGAAAAGAUUCAUUGACUGGAUUGUUGGAGGAUUAUUUGCGUUAUUUGCUGUGGCAGUUACUGUGGUAAUUUAUUGUGGUGUUUUCGGCGAAUGUUUUGAAAAGGAAGUAGACCAAGAAAAAAUAUAUGCUAACCCUCCUGAGUAUAAAAAAUGUCCCAAAAGCGGAGCGGUGUACACGGCCUUAAGUCAGAAAAAGUCUGUGAAAGUAACUUGGGAAGAACCAAAAGCAGAAGACGACGAGGAAGUAGUUAGCGAAACCCAAACAUACAACAGUGGUGAUGAAUUCAUAGGUAGUCCAGACGGACGGAAGUAUAUAGUUAUAUAUACUGCAAAAGACGGAUAUGGUCUCACAGCAACAUGCAGUUUUACAUUCACUGUAAAAUAUAUAACAUGCGACACUCGAGAUCCGCCAAUGCACGGACGUCAAGAUUGUUCACAUGGAUAUAUCUAUGGAUCAGAGUGUGUUGUGGAAUGCUAUGAUGGAAACGAAGUUGUUGAUGGUGAUACAGCUACUUGCCUGAAAGAUAAAACCUGGGAUUAUACACCAGUUUGUCAGAAAACUGUUUGUCAACCACCAUUCGACAUAACAAACGGAAAAGUUGCAUGUGACGACGAGUUGUAUCGCUUCGAAAGCGAGUGCUCUUUUGAAUGCGACAGUGGGUUUUCAUUGAGUUUGAAUAGCCCUAAAAGAAUGGAAUGUCAGGCAGAUAAGACAUGGUCAGUAAUGGUCACCAGCGUUGCUUGUACAGAUAAUGAACCGCCAAACAUAGAGUGUUUGUCGCCGCAAAUAUUUUAUGCUGAUCGAGGUAGUUUCACAACAUCUGUUACCUGGGAAGAGCCGUCGGCUACAGACAAUGUAGAUGCAGAUCCAGUCAUAAGAAAACUAUCGAAUAUUUCCCAGGGGGAUAUACUACAGGAAGGUGAUCACUAUGUUACAUAUGAAGCUUCUGAUGACGAAGGGAAUACAUUGCCAGCGUUGUCGAAAUGUACCAUCACUUUGGAAGUAAAAGUGAUAAGGUGUUUUGCUGGCCCCAUGGAUGCACUGGACAAACCUCGGUUUAUUAAUUACAACUGCAGCGAUACAAGAUACUAUGAUGGAGUUUAUUGUGACCUUGGAUGUGAAUUAAACAUUCCACUCAAUGGCUCAGACCGUAUGACAUGUGAACGAAACGGAACAACUGACAAAGGUGUAUGGGUUUGGGAUUCCGAUGUGCAACCAUUGUGUGAAGUGGAAAACUGUCCACCAUUAGAUCCUCCGGAAAAUGGGGAUCUUAUAACUGACUCUGUAAAUGCCCGGCCACUUCAUGUUAUGUUGUGUAAGGAAGGUUACGACAUCCCAAGGGUUGUAACCGAUGCUUUCCAAGGGAGAUUGGUCUGUCAAGGCAGUGGCAAAUGGUAUCCAUUGUCUUCAUUUCCUGAUUGUAUAGAGCAAGUUAUUCCGGUGAUGAAACUGCCCGCUGAACAUAUAUAUACAGGUGAUUGCAAUAAUGAAACAACCCAAGAAAUAAUCAAACAACAAGUUCUUCUUUAUUUGGCUGGUGUAUUAGAAGAUGUUGACAAUUCAAUUUGUCCAGAUCAAGAAACUAGUAAAAUUGAGAACCUCGUGAUUGUUUGUGGUACAAAUUCGAGAAGAAGACGUAGGAGGGAGACACAGCACGGUAUUUUCAAACGCCAGGAUGGGAAAAUUGUCGUGACAUUUAAUAUAAUGAUGGAUUUUGAUGCAAGAAACAAGACAGCCGAAAACGCUUAUCUUGAUAUUCUAGAUUUCUAUGAAAAUGUCACAGAAUUGAUAGAAGAAUACGUAAAUGAAGGAAAGUUUGAUAUUCAAAACUUAACUCUAUCCGUUGACGCUUUUAAGUCAGAUGCUUCGCCUGAAUUCGUGUGUACUGAUUCCGGAUACAAGUUUGUGUCUGGGAGUUUGAAGUGCAAACCAUGUCCUAGAGGAACUUACUUGAAUUCAACAACAAGCAUUUGUGAAUAUUGUAAUAUCGGUGAAUAUAUGGACCAUGAAGCCGCAACAACCUGUGAGGUUUGUCCUUAUGGAUACAGCACGCUGUAUAAAGGAUCUAAGAACAUAACAGCUUGCAUAAAGCUCUGCGGCCCUGGGUUUGCGUCAAGCACAGCUAUGGAACCAUGUAUUGCUUGCCCAGUCGGUACUUAUCAGCUUCUUCUAGGUCAGACAAAGUGCGAGUCAUGUCCAUAUGGUACCGCGACCAAAGAAACAAACAGUAUCACUGCUAAAGAUUGCGAUAUCUUUGAUAUCUUUAUCGGCACAUUAGAAGAACAAUCCAUAAUCGGCACAUUCAAUGCAGAAGAUUCAACAACUUUAACAUUAUCAUUAUGGCUCAAACCAGUUAAUCUUGAACAAUUCCGUCUGUCUAUAUACAUCACCGACAUAUUUGGCGAAACAAUAAAUAUAACAUUUUCUGACUCUGUUUAUGUUGUAUUGGGAUCAAAUUCUAAUAAUGCAAGUGAUGGGACGUUGACAAAAGACCAGUGGACCCAUAUUGCGUGUAGUUUUAAUGCUAUCUCAGGCAGUAUGCAGCUUUAUGUUGGAGGAAAAUUGAUAAUGAGUGAAACGGCAGCAGUUAGAGAUCCCCUAAGAACGAUAUCAAAAGGAACCAUUGAGAUGGAAAAUAUAUCUAAAGGUAUAUACAUAUCUGGCUUCUCCCUGUACAAUCGACAUCUAGACCAGGCUGGUGUAACGUCUCUAUUACAAUAUUGUGCAGUGACUGCAGCGGACGGGUUAUUCUCAAUGACUGAUAUGUUACCACAUCUCGUUCAAGAAAGUUCUAUAGUAUUACCGACGACCUGCGACCCGGUUAACGAGUGUGAGACGGGGCCAUGCGGUACUCAUACGUGUAUAAACAAAGUGGAUGGUUUUGAAUGCAUUUGUCAAAAUGGAAUGACCGGCGAUUUAUGCGACAUACCACCAGAUUACUGUCUAUAUAAUGACUGUGUGAAUGGAGAGUGUGUUUCCGGCAAUGGAACAUAUAGAUGCACAUGCAAUGACGGCUACACUGGUGUAUUCUGCAAUAAACCACCAGUAAAUGGAGGCUGGUCAGAAUGGCGGGAGUGGAGCAGCUGCUCUGUAACAUGCAGUGGUGGAACACGCAACCGAAGUCGUAAAUGUAAUAAUCCUGUGCCGGGAUUCAUGGGCUUAGAUUGUGAAGGAAAUACGACUGAAACAGUUGCAUGCAACGGUCACACAUGUCCAUCAUGCCCAAAGCUGGAGAGAGAAUAUGGUACUAUUGUGACAUGUAGAGAUGAUUCAUCUGAAAAUAUUUUAGAAUGCAACAUGACGUGUGUAAGGGGAAAAUAUUUAGCAAAUGGACAAAGGCCAUAUGAAAAAUACAAAUGCGGUCCAACUACUGGCUAUAUAUGGGAACCAACCGAUAAAAUGCCUACAUGUGUUGAUGUGACAGUUCCUGACAUACUUGGAACGCAGGUUAGCGUAACAUAUACAGACACUGUUUCUGAUUCCGACGUGGAUGACGUCAACUUAUCCGUAGAACAGAAGUUUAAUGACUUCAAAUGUGAGACGUGCCAAUUAAAGUCUACUAUUGUCUCAAAUAAUGUGUCGAACAAUUUGUCAAAACGGUCAACUUCUUCUACAUUGACUCUGCAGUUUUCUAAACAUCUUAUAGGCAAUGGGGAUAUCGCACUGGUUGAUUACUUAACAAACGGAACAGAAACACCGGCAAUGACAGAGCUGUUAGAUACAGUCCGUUCAAUAGUUGCAUUCACUGAGUUCAUAUAAACAAAUUCAACAUCGAUUUUUGAUGUAAAUGUUGGUGGCGUGAAGUACACAACAGACAGUAACUCUGUUUCAUUUGCUGGGACAGUAACCUGUGCCGUUGGGUACGCUGGAGCAGAUGGACUAUGUGCGAAAUGUGCAUCUGGAACAAGAUUAAACUUUCCCGAUUGUGUAAACUGUGAAAUUGGAACAUACCAGCCACUACAAGGUCAAAGUGAAUGCUUACCGUGUCCGAAUGGGUAUACAACACCAACAUUUGGUGCCGCAAAUAUAUCAGAAUGCUCAGUGAUCACACAGACAUACCCAUCUACAUACUCAUCUACAAUCAGUACAGUUACCACUAAAGCAGACGAAAAAGGAAAGGACGAAGAUGAUGAAACAGCUUUUUUAGUGGUUGUAAUUGCUGCUUGUGUAGUCUUCAUCUCCAUCAUUGUCAUCAUAGCUUUGGUAAUACUGAAGAAACAUACAAGACGCCGUUCGGAAACGAACGGAACAACAGCAACUUACUUUACCAGCCUCAGUAUAGAGCGUCCGGACUCAAGAGGAUCAACUGUGACAGAAUACGUUGAACAGGGCUCCAAGAAGGAGGACUCGUCUAGUAAAAAUGCAAAUUACGUUGGUGGACGGAAACCAUAGACGUGUAUACAGAUGAACUGUGCUUGCACCUUUCCCUCUGUCGGUGAUAUCAUAUAAGUGUAUGACAUCGACUAAAAUACUUAUGGUCCUUGGUUCAAGCACUUAUGUUAUCCGUCAAAACUAUACAUUAUCCGUCUGAAUUAGAUAAAAACUAUUGCAUUUUGAUGACGAAUAUCCAUGAUUUAUGUUUGCAACUUGAUUUAUCUAGACCUUUUGUUUGUUCCACUGUCGUUUACAUUUUUCGUUUUAUUUUUUAAUUUGACCUUCAGCAUGUGUUUCGAUAUACAAGGCAAGCACCCGGUCAUUCUACGAACUGACGGCAUUGGUCCGAAAAGUGUUAGAUAUAGAUCCUUAACUAUUGACAUUUCCACCAUAUGUUAGUCGCGGAUCUUGUAUUUUUGUAAACAAAGUAUUUAAAUGCAAAUGGUGUCGUGUUGAUUUCACGGAUUCGAUAUCAAAGUGCAUAAGUGGCCAUGUUUAUUUAGCGGAUGCGUCAUAUGUAACACUGUAAUCUGAAAAAAAUCCGAAUUUUAUCAUGAAGUUUCAGUCUCAUUUGAAUAUGUAAGCAUGUCAUAAAAAGAAAAUUCGUUGAUUUUCACAAAUUAGAAUAAAAUAAAAAGAAACUUUGUUAUCAGUGAGAUUUUGAAAUACAUCUUCAUCGAUAAGUGGGACUAUUCUGACAUUUUCACUAAGGUCCUGCCUUCAUGAAAAUAUUGAAUUUUCUCCCUUAUCGGUGAAUAUAUAUUUCGAUAUCACUCUGCAAACAAACAAAUAUUCUCAGUAAUUUAGACUAUAAUUAAUAUGAUGAAAAAUAUGGCCUUUCCGGACAAUAGACUUCGGACAUUGAUAUACUUACUAAGAGCGGUAGAUAUGAAACUCAUUAAAACUGAUAAACAUGAAUGUAACGAUAUAAUACAAUACAAUGCUAAUCAUACUAUCUAACUAUCUAUUUAAAUCUGGAUAUUUUAGCAUCCAAGUUUGAUCUGAAGUGACCGCUGAAUCUAGCUCUUGUUUACUUUGUGGAUACUUUAGUAAAAGACAAAUUCAUCUCUUAAGUUUCUUCCAAAAAGGCAUCUGUCUUAUGAAAUUAUAAACUAUGCCUAAGCUACUGUUUCAGAACCAAGUAUCAAGUAUUAACAUACACCUUUAUAACCAUAAUUGAUCAUUCAUCACUUUACACACAAUCUGUCGUUUAUUCUCUAUUUUCCAUCCUGAAUUUUCUGCUUUACAUACAAUCUGUCGUUUAUUCUCUAUUUUCCAUCCUGAAUUUUCUACUUUACGUUAAAAAUGUUAGUAAUUUUCUCUUUAUAGGUGUGCAAGUUAACUUUGUUUAUUAAUCUUAUAUAUGGAUUUACUUUUACCUUCACAUUUUAGUUAGAUUUGAUGUUUGUUCCUUAUGAUGCAUAUUUCCUGUAUCUGUUUUAUCUUCAUCGCGGGUUACUGACACCAUCUGAAUAUUUGCACAAACACAAGUAUUGGACAUUUCUGGUCAGCCCAGUUGCCACACAGUAACACCUGUCACCGGCUAGUUUUGUAGCAAACAGAUAUCACGGCUAAUCAACAGGACGUAAGGGGGAUUUACUUUAUGACCAUGCAAGAUUACAUUUGAUUAUCAAAGAUCAGUCUAGUGACCUGUAACUAAUGGUUAUUCGAGAUGUGAGCAGUCGUGCAGAGUUACGCGUGGUCGUAUGACUGUUGACUUACUGUAGAAUCCGACGAUCAACCACGACCACGUAAGACCAUUGACGGCUCGUAGCACAACAAUUGCACGAUUGUUGUAGACCUGCCAAAGAUCACAGACGACUAGUUAAGACCAAUAGGUCGCAGUCAGUUUUUGAACUUGAUAUAAUCCCCUCCCCCCCCCCAACACAGAGUUUGGCCAUGUGACUAGCAAAAAUCAUACACUAUCCUCAGAGCCUAUGUCAAGAGUGUUCCGCAACUGACCAAUUAUUAACGUGCGAUCGCUCCUCCUCUUAGAUCACGUGGUUUUGAAAUGCGAAACCUUCAACAAACAAGAUUCAAAAUGACUGAAAUGAUUUCCCUUAAGAUGUUGGCAUUAUUUCUUUCCUUAAAAAACAUUAUUUUGACCAAUAAGUUUGCUAAUUAGUCAUAUAUCAAUUCUAUGGAAUGCUUUUGGGACAGAAAUAACACCAUUAAUAUUAAAAGAUAUAAAAGAACGUUUUCAAAUGUA